AUGUCGACGAAAUACGCAUUCCUAUCUUUGCCCCAGGGCGUCUUUGACACGAGCGAUCGCGAUGAUGCCAUUUCAUCACUGCGCGGGACCAUCUCCUCCGACAAUGGAUCCGUUUUGCCUUUCAACAUCCCCGAUUUCAAGAUCGGCACUCUCGAUGCUCUUGUGCAACAGGCAGAUGAGCUUACCAAGCUCGAAGCGUCAUGCCAGGCUGUUGUGUCCAAGGUCGCCGACUCUCUGAAGAAUGUGCUCGAGGGUGACGAAGAUCGUAUCGCCCAGUAUAAGAUGGUCAACGAUAAACCCACCGAUCAGUACGUGAGCACUUUCAGUUGGAACAAAAUCCGAUAUCGAGCCGACAAGUCCCUUGCAGAGCUGAUUAGUACUUUGCAAAAGGCGCCCAACGUUGAUACCGACGUUAAGACAAAGUUCAAUCAGUAUAACUCUGUCAAGACAAACCUUGCGGCUCUGCAGCGCCGCCAAACCGGCAACCUUUCUACCAAGUCCUUGACCCCCAUCGUCGACCCGAAACUUCUUGUCCAGGAUUCAGAGUACAUUGAGACACAUCUCAUUGUUGUCCCCGGUAAUGCAAAGAAGGAUUUCAUCAAGGAGUAUGAGACAAUAUCACCCAUGGUUGUGCCUCGCUCGGCUAUCGAGGUGGCCAAGGACGACGAGUUUGUUCUCUUUGCAGUGGCGACAUUUAAGAAACACAGCGCCGAGUUCCUCGCCAAGUGCCGAGAACAAAAGUGGACUCCCCGUCAGUACAAGUACGUUGAAGGCGGUCGACAAGAAGAGCAAAGGGAGCUCGAUCGAGUCACCAAUGAAGAGCGCAAGGUUUGUGGUGAGGCUCUGCGUAUGGGACGCACGGGAUGGAGCGAAAGUGUCAUGAUCUGGAUACAUGUUAUGACAUUGCGGGUCUUUGUUGAGGCAGUUCUUCGCUAUGGCCUGCCUCUGGACUACGUAUCGGUCUUGGUCAAGACUACAUCCAAGCUGGCGCCCAAGGUUAAGACUGCUCUGGACUCAAACUACUCGUUCCUCGGAGGCAAUGCUUUUGGACGAGACAAGCGAGGCAAGAUUACCAAGGACGACGCUGCGCUGAGCUCAGAGAUGGCAGCUGCUGGUUUUCAAACUGGCGAGGGACACGAAUACACGGCAUACGUAUACUACGAGAUAGAGUUUCCUUAG
This is a messenger RNA of Fusarium redolens, 1179 nucleotides long. RefSeq lists its product as uncharacterized. NCBI's taxonomy places the organism in Eukaryota, Fungi, Ascomycota, Sordariomycetes, Hypocreales, Nectriaceae. The transcript has 5 exons. Gene Ontology annotation, cellular component: vacuolar proton-transporting V-type ATPase, V1 domain. Bases 1 to 1179 code for a protein of 392 amino acids. Gene Ontology annotation, molecular function: proton-transporting ATPase activity, rotational mechanism. Gene Ontology annotation, biological process: proton transmembrane transport. The record is from RefSeq and is a predicted model, not a curated record.